AUGUUUGCUUUACAUUCAGAUCGAUUACGGAGAAGAUUGAGUGCCCCUACUUCUGGGUCGGCGCGCAGACGGGCACGGGAGAGGCGGCGAGCGGAGCAGACGCGCUUAGAAGGCGAAAGGCUUGCUCGGGAGCGGCGCGAGCAACGACAGAGGGAAAAGUUUGAAUUACAGAAGAAGGUUCAUCGAGAGCUGGCUUCGUAUGAGCCGUGGGGUCGCGCGGGGGGCGGGGCGCCCAACCCUCGCGGCAUUCGUUUCACCAACUUGCGCGCCGUUGGAAUUUAUCCGGAGGACGAAUUGAAGGGUGUAUCAGCGCACGAGCUCAACCGACGCUGGUCGCUUUUCCGUCGACGCCAACGCGGCCGCACUCCGCUGCGUCUGCGCGAAGACCCGCAGCUGUGCUACGCGGAGCUGCUGCGGCAGACCGUCGACAACGACAUACGAUACAGGCAAACUCCACGCGAGCAACAGGCUUACAAACAAAUAUUAGACGACAUGGUGGUGAAAAGACAAAAAGCAUUAGAUGAAGAAAUUAGACGCGACAUGGAAUACGAACGGAAAAUGCAAACAAUGGAUGGUCCAUGGGGUAAACCAGGGCCAGGCGGAGCCAUUUGGAGGAAUCCUCGAGAUAUUGGUCUAAAUUUCUCUAAGUCUAUGGGUUGGACAGAUAACGAAAUUUUUGACAAAAUGAAAGGGGAACACAAGCGGUAUAAAAGAUCGUCACUUUUUUUACCUAAAGUAAAGACAGCCGACGAUGAAUCCAAGCAUGAUGUGAAUAACAAAGAAAAUGUUAAGCCUUCCAGUGUUGAGAAGUUGCCUGAUAUAGGAAAACAGACGAGUCCCGAGGUCAGUCCGGAGGGGAGAAGGAAAAGUGAUGAGAGUAAAGAAGUGAAACCAGUCAAGAAUGGUAAAACAAAACGGAGUCCCAAAAAGAAUGUGUUUGUGAAGAGGUUAUCAAAUGGUGAACGAGUGAGAAAGACAUUGCCUGAUGACGAAGUUGACAAUGGUGAUGCUUGUGGUGAAAAGAAACCGACGCCAGAAGCUACGAUAUUGAGGUUGACGGGUGGCAUAGAGCUUGUUCCUCUGUUGGCGCGAAGAAGGCGCGUGGGAGCCCGCACUUUGCCUUCCAGCGAUGUCACUCGACCUCCGGAGCAGUCGUGCGAAUGGCGCGAACUCUCCGUAGAUUAUUUGAGGGAAUUAAAACAUCAAAUGCGCGUUAAAUGUCAACAGAAGGAGGAGAGCCGCCGUGAUUCGGCAGAGAGUGUGCGUCGCCACCACGCCACCUGGGCCUCGCUGUGGGGCCGGCCGGGCCACGGCGCGCCGCAGCUACGCGGCCGCUACGCGCGCAGCAACCUCGCGCAACUGCUGUACGUGGCGCCGCCGCUUGCUAAUGCUCAGCUGUAG
This is a messenger RNA of Maniola jurtina (meadow brown), 1401 nucleotides long. RefSeq lists its product as uncharacterized. The record is from RefSeq and is a predicted model, not a curated record. NCBI's taxonomy places the organism in Eukaryota, Metazoa, Arthropoda, Insecta, Lepidoptera, Nymphalidae. Bases 1 to 1401 code for a protein of 466 amino acids. The transcript has 9 exons.